Messenger RNA from Alosa sapidissima (American shad), 5747 nucleotides. RefSeq names its product discoidin domain receptor tyrosine kinase 1 (gene ddr1). The transcript is spliced from 19 exons. Gene Ontology annotation, molecular function: protein tyrosine kinase collagen receptor activity; ATP binding; collagen binding. Gene Ontology annotation, biological process: cell surface receptor protein tyrosine kinase signaling pathway; multicellular organism development; positive regulation of kinase activity. Bases 495 to 3503 code for a protein of 1002 amino acids. Gene Ontology annotation, cellular component: signaling receptor complex; membrane. The record is from RefSeq and is a predicted model, not a curated record. Lineage: Eukaryota; Metazoa; Chordata; Actinopteri; Clupeiformes; Clupeidae.
UGAGCGGUGUCUCAUGUACGCAGUCAGACUGCCGGGGCUGGAGUGAAAUAAGUCCGACGAAGAAACCACCAUAGGCUUUACAGUCUACACUGAGACAUUUUUAGUGUAAUUCCUUUCCGUCUCUAUCCUGCUUUGGUUUAAGCACAAGGUUUUUUCACCGAGCGCUCCAAGCUUACAAAGGACAUUUUACGAAUUUUGGACAGUUUAUAUUUUCUUUUGUUGCUGGUCAGUUCGUUGCGAUAGACCAAGGUCGAGCGCAGUUUAACAACUGCACGUUUAUUGGAUAACACCUGUCCUGACAGUUAUAUGUAAUUUUAUACAUUUCUUUAUUUUUUCUGUGAAAGUCAAAGUUUCGCCAGACUUGGGUAGCAUACCCGAAAACCUUCUUGACGUGGCUGGCUCAAAGGGUCCUGGAAAGCCUUCGGGUGACUGUCAGGUAUGUCUGUAGCAGUCAGCCAGUCUCCAGACAGGUAACUUGGUGAGCUGUCGCUGCCAUGGCAACGCUGAAGCUGCAGUUGUUGCCGGUCAUCGCCGUGGCCCUGUGGACAACCUGGGUGUUGGCACAGGAUCAAGAGUGGCACUUUAACUCAGCUCAGUGUCGUUAUGCCCUGGGCAUGGAAGAUGGCAGUAUCCCUGACUCAGCCAUCACUGCCUCCAGCGCCUGGUCUGACUCAACUGAAGCCAAGCAUGGCAGGUUGAGCACGGGUGAGGGGGAUGGGGCGUGGUGUCCGAUGGGGGCAGUGUACCCCAGCGGCUCUGAGUAUCUCCAGGUUGACCUUGGAGCUCUUCACUUCCUGUCCUUGGUUGGCACACAGGGUCGCCAUGCCGACGGCCAUGGACGGGAGUUUGCCCGCAGCUAUCGGCUGCGCUACUCCCGUGACGGACGCCAGUGGUUCACCUGGAAGGACCGCUGGGGCCAGGAGGUGAUCUCAGGCAAUGAGAACACUUACGACGUUGUCCUCAAGGACCUGGGCCCCCCUGUUGUGGCUCGUAUGGUGCGCUUCUACCCCCUGGCCGACCGCGUCAUGAGCGUGUGUCUGAGGGUGGAGCUCUACGGCUGUCUGUGGAAUGAUGGUCUGAAGGCCUACACAGCUCCUGUAGGGCAUGUCAUGCACUUGUCUGGCGCCCCUGUCUAUCUGAACGACUCUACCUAUGAUGGCAGCAUCGAGGCAGGGGUACAGUUUGGUGGUCUGGGCCAGCUGUGCGACGGCGUGCUGGGUGGUGAUGACUUCACCGAGAGCAAGGAGUUGCGCGUGUGGCCAGGCUACGACUACCUGGGGUGGAGCCGCGAGGCGCUGGGCCAGGGCAGUGUGGACAUCGAGUUCCACUUCGAGAAGACGCGCACCUUCCACACCAUGCAGGUCCAUAGUAAUAACCGCCACACGCAGGGCGUCCGCGUCUUCAACAAGGUGGAGUGUGUGUUCAAGCCGACACUGCUGCAGCCCUGGUCAUCGCCGCCGCUCACCCUCCCGGUGCCCCUGGCCGACCUGAAGGACCCCUCCUCGCGGCCCAUCUCACUGCCACUCGGCGGGCGUCCCGCCCAGAUCCUGCGCUGCCAGUUCUUUUUCACCGACCCCUGGCUCCUGAUCAGUGAGAUCUCCUUCUACUCCGAGCCGUACGUGGGGAAUUUCUCGGAGACGGCCUCCGUUGUCCCGGUGCCUCCUCCCGCCUCGCCCUCCAGCACCCCCUCUCCUGCCGCUGCCGUGCCCACCUCCCCUCGGCCCUCCCUCACUCCAGAAGCAUCCAACCGCACCAGUGAGCCCACCGACCCCCCCACGACAGUCACCCAACCCGUGACGAACAGCACGGUCAACGAAGCACUGGCAGGGGUCGAGUUCGCUGCCAUGACCCCCAGGCCAGGCGUGCCCGUCGCCAAGGACGACAGCAGCAACACGGCCAUCCUGAUUGGCUGUCUGGUGGGCAUCAUCCUGCUGUUGCUGGCCGUCAUCGCAGUAAUCCUCUGGAGGCAGUACUGGAAGAAGAUAUUGGGAAAGGCCCAGGGCAGUCUGUCGAGCGACGAGCUGCGCGUCCACCUCUCGGUCCCCGCCGACAACGUGGUGAUCAACAACACACACAGCUACUCCAGCCGCUACCAGCGCAUCCACACCUUCCCCGACGAGCGGGAGCGUGAGGGCGAGGGCGAGUACCAGGAGCCCAGUGCCCUGCUGCGGCCCCGCGACGACUGUGACAGCACAGCCUUGCUGUUAAACAACCCAGCCUAUCACCUUCUCCUGUCAGAGGCGAGGUAUGUGCCCAGCUGGCUGACAAACGCCCCCAGGUCUCAGGAAAAGCCCCAGAAUGUGCCCCAGGCCUGUGGCGUUGACAUGGACAUGGAGAAGUUUCCGUCCACCCAGGACGAGCCGCCACCGUACCCCGGAGCACCACCGUAUCCCCACGGCCCCUCGUCGUCCCCUCCCCCGCCACUGCUCCCCCCGCUGGGCCCGGCCAGCGUGCCGCACUACGCCGAGGCCGACAUCGUGUGCCUGCAGGGAGUCAGCGGCAACAACACCUACGCCGUGCCGGCGCUGUCCUCCUCGCCGCCCGACUGCCCGCCGCUGCCCGAGCUGCCGCGCCACUGUCUGCUCUUCAAGGAGAAGCUGGGAGAGGGCCAGUUUGGGGAGGUCCACUUGUGUGAGAUCGAGAAUCCUCAAGAUCUGCCCAACCUCGAGUUCCCCUUCAACGUGAGGAAAGGCCGCCCCUUACUGGUGGCAGUGAAGAUCCUGCGCCCAGAUGCAUCUAAGAAUGCAAGGAAUGACUUCCUGAAGGAGGUGAAGAUCCUGUCUCGGCUGAAGGACCCCAACAUCAUCCGGCUGCUGGGCGUGUGUGUGAGCAGCGACCCGCUCUGCAUGGUCACCGAGUACAUGGAGUGUGGAGACCUUAACCAGCACCUGUCCCAUAGGGUGCUGCUGGACAAGUCUGGACCCUCUCACAACACACCAACCAUCAGUUACCCGGCUCUAAUCUCCAUGGCCAGUCAGAUCGCCUCUGGCAUGAAGUUCCUGUCGUCCCUGAACUUUGUCCACCGAGAUUUGGCGACGCGUAACUGCCUGGUGGGGGGAGAGCGUGGCGAGCCAGACGACGGCAGCGGCGAACGCCAGAUCAAGAUCGCUGACUUUGGCAUGAGCCGCAACCUGUAUGCCGGCGACUACUACCGCAUCCAGGGCCGCGCCGUGCUGCCCAUCCGCUGGAUGGCCUGGGAGUGCAUCCUCAUGGGGAAGUUCACUACUGCCAGUGAUGUGUGGGCCUUCGGAGUGACUCUGUGGGAGAUGCUCAACAUGUGCCAAGAACAGCCCUACUGCAACCUGACGGAUGAACAGGUCAUCGAUAACGCUGGGGAGUUUUUCAGGGACCACGGCAGACAGGUGUAUCUGUCCCGGCCGGCCGUGUGUCCCCAGGGCCUGUACGAGCUCAUGCUGAGCUGCUGGAACAGAGACUGCAAGCUGCGGCCCUCCUUCGCCCACAUCCACUCCUUUCUCACCGAGGACGCCAUGAACAUGGUGUAGAGACACCGGGAGAGAGAGAGAGAGAGUGUGCAGAAAGACAUUGUGUAUGACACCUCCUGCAGUAGCCCCACCCCACAGCCACACCCAGACACCCAGAGGCAGAGGGAAGGGAUCAGAGACGGGCCGUGCCUCUCCCACUCUCUCCACUGUACUGCCAGAGAGGUGGAGGGACACACGGCACGUGGGCCCUUGCCCUGUCCUCUGUGGUUUGGGUGGAGGAGGUGGUGGUGGUGGAGGCCUGGCCUGUGAACAACAGGACAGGUCACUGAAGAGAGAGAAGGAGAGUCUCUUGUAUAUUUGUGUAUUUCCUCUCGGGGGCUGUGACACGCCGCUGGAUCGGUUCUGGUUUUACAGCAGACCCCCACCCCCCCCCCACCCCACCCCACCCCCUCAACCUACAAACAUCCCAUAAUACUCACGAAUGUAACAGGUGGUGGGUCAUAGCGCUAGAUGCUAGAGGUGGCCAGCAUAGUUCAUGUGGGACUGAAUGUCACUGCUACACGGAUCUGUCAUGAUCAGUUAUCGCCAAUAUCGGCAGUACAUUUAUCAGUAAAUCAACUAAUUUAUCAGUAAAUCCAUAUACGCAGAUUAAUACUGUUUAAUCACUUAAUAAAUACAGUUUGAGGAAAUGAAUGUGAUAUGCCAUCACAUGCUAACCAAAGCAUUAUAUCAAUACUUAAUUUAACAAUUCAUCAAAAUUCUAAAUAUUAACUUUCUUAAUGCUUUCAUUAAUACAUUACUAAUUGUAGGCAAAAUGUGAUAGGCUGAUCAUCAGUGUCGGUGCACUGUAUUUGACAAGAUUGAUGGCAAGCUUUCUGCUGUCUGGUUUGGUGGGAAUUUCUCGAGGUGCAUCUGACCCUCUCUGGUGGAGGAUUACUGUGGUGUUCUCAUCUCAAUUCUGACCUUUGAGACUUUCAGAUUACAGUGUCAGAUCCUUUUCAUCAUUUUAAUCCUGGGGAAAUAUUCCUGUCAGUCCCAGUGUCCCCAUCUUGUGUUUUUUUGUGUUCUCUUUAGUAUUCCAGGCGAAUCCCUCGUUUAGCCCUCAGGCCCCAGAUUCAUGCGUCCAGAGGUCUGACUGACGGUCCAUCCGGCUGUUCAAUCAGCUCAGAUAUUACUGUGUCAUUUUAUGUCUCACUUAGUCUCCCAACUGAGAACCGUGACAGGGGUCAGUUACCCAAAACUAUGGUUGAAGGUGUGUGAAGUGGGACUGUGACUGGAUGAUCCCACGUGGACCGACCUGAACCCACCUGGACUGUGUGGUACUAUAAGUGGUUUUGCUCUGAGCCGAGUCUUAGAGGACGGUCCUCUGCUCUGCUCUCUUUCCCAGCCGUCAGACCGGACCCCCGGCAAGGGAGCCACGUGCAUGUCAGUGAGACUGACCCAAACAAAGAGACGUGCGACAGGGGACACAGCUUUGAAAAAGCUCACUGAAGACAAAUGAGAGGAGUGCCAAACAGGACUGGAAGCCGAGAGGCAAACAGAAGAAGCUGAGUUUGCUCCUCAUAAAAGUGUCUGAUCUUCCACAGGCAACUCCCUUUACCAAAAUAUAAACUGUUCAACAGCUGCACUUUAAACGCCUCAGUGGUUUCCUAUUGUCCCAACACAGUGCUAAACAACAAUUGAUAUGUUAUACUCUCGCUGACAUAUAAAUGAAUAUGUAUACGAAUAUACCUUAAUUCUGAGAUCAUUGGUAUGAUUGAGUAUUCAAUGUAUUUCAAACUUUGCUAAUAUUGCAUUGUUUAUUACUUACUUCACUAAUGUGUUAUUCCCCUCAUGCAUAGGGUUCAUGCAAUGCAAUGCAUAUGAUGACUGGUGGUAGAUUUGAUUGAUCAGAGCCACUGAUUGUUGAAUGGAUACUGAAAUAACAUUUGCAUACUGUGAUGCAUGUAAAUGUCACGAGAGAAUGUUGGUGAAUGGCUGUCAUACAGUAAUGUGCUUGUUGGAAGAAUUGCUUUUGAUACACUGUAAUCCAGUUUUUUAUAUAUAUAUAAAUGUGUACUUACAAACACUCUGUUAUGGGUUUCAAUUAUGUCUGUUACUGACAUCUGUUUAAGACAUUAAAAAAGAUUUGUAAAUAUUCACUGGGACAGAUUCUUGUUCACUAAUAUAUGGAAAUCUUAUGUUCUCUGUAUCUGAGGUCUCUGUUUCUGUGUAGAAAGCUUGCUGCCUACUGAUGCCAUUGUAAUUCAUUGCAUUGUCUAUUUUUGUAGAUGUUUUAAUAAAGGUAAACUUUUUAGAUCAAAA